AUGGAGAGACAAAGCAAGAAAGGAAUACCCUGGGUAAAACGAAUUGACAUGAUGCCAUUAGAUGUGUCAGAAUCAGUGAGGAAAAUUCCAGACCUAUUACCUCCUGGUGUAGUUAACAACUCAUCUAAACUUGUGCUGGUGAAUGCCAUCUAUUUCAUGGGGAAGUGGAAGAACAUAUUUAACAAAAACGAAGCAGAGGAAGACCAAUUCCAUUUGAAUAAAAAAGAUAAAAAAAUGGUGAAGAUGAUGUGUCAGAAGAAGACAUAUCCAUACGGCUAUAUCGAUGAAGUAAAGUGCUAUGUGUUAGUACUGCCUUAUAAAGACAACGACCUCAGCAUGGUCAUCCUGCUGCCACAUGACAUUGAAGAUGACUCCACAGGUCUGAAGAAGAUUGAGGAACAGUUGACUUUGGAUAAACUGGAUGAAUGGACCAAUUCUGAUAAUUUGAAGCCAAUUCAAAUCAAAGUCAGCUUGCCUAGGUUCAAGCUUGAAGAGAGGUAUAAUCUCAACUCCCACCUGGCCCGCCUGGAUGUGCAGGAUAUAUUUAAUCCUAGUAAGGCAGAUCUGUCUGGCAUAUCAGGAGCCACAGAUCUUUUUAUAUCAGAUGUUGUUCAUCAAUCCUUUGUGGAAGUAAAUGAAGGAGGUACAGAGGCUGCAGCUGCCACAAGAACGUCUAUUUCACAAGACUCUACUGUGAUGUAUUUCAGGCAUUUCAAUGCCAACCAUCCAUUCCUUUUCUUUAUCAAACACAAUGCCUCCAAAUGCAUCCUCUUUUUUGGCCGAUUUGCUUCUCCUUAG
Messenger RNA from Elephantulus edwardii (Cape elephant shrew), 798 nucleotides. Its product is annotated as leukocyte elastase inhibitor-like. NCBI's taxonomy places the organism in Eukaryota, Metazoa, Chordata, Mammalia, Macroscelidea, Macroscelididae. Gene Ontology annotation, molecular function: serine-type endopeptidase inhibitor activity. The record is from RefSeq and is a predicted model, not a curated record. Bases 1 to 798 code for a protein of 265 amino acids. Gene Ontology annotation, biological process: negative regulation of endopeptidase activity. The transcript is spliced from 4 exons.